Molecule: messenger RNA, 866 nt
Organism: Penaeus monodon (black tiger shrimp)
Lineage: Eukaryota; Metazoa; Arthropoda; Malacostraca; Decapoda; Penaeidae
Gene: mRpL24
Product: probable 39S ribosomal protein L24, mitochondrial
Exons: 6
Coding region: 1-756 (251 amino acids)
Biological process (GO): translation
Cellular component (GO): ribosome; mitochondrion
Molecular function (GO): RNA binding; structural constituent of ribosome
Source: RefSeq, a predicted model, not a curated record
AUGCCUCGAUUAACUUCUGUAGCGAAAUGCGUCGCGGAUAUGACAAAGCAAGUGUCAAAUCUACCGGAGAAAUACAUCAAAAGAGCAAUGGCACAGGUAGACUGGAAGACCCCAAAGGCAAUUCAGUAUAGACAAACAGAAGUCAAGAAAACCAAGUUCCGAUUCACCACAAACCGGCCUUGGACACAGCAGUUUGCACAGCAGAACAGAGUAGGAACACGCCGUAAGAAAGUCUUUGUUGAGCCCAUUACAGACUGGUCAUUUUUCAAUGGAGACCGAGUGGAAAUUCUGGUUGGAAAGGACAAAGGAAAACAGGGCCUUGUUAAUUACGUCAUUCAGGAGAGGAACUGGGUUAUGGUUGAAGGCCUCAACUGCCAUUAUCGAACUGUCGGCAAAAAGGGUGACUAUCCAGGGAUGAUGAUCCAGAGUGAAGCUCCCCUUCUCGUGACCUCCCAAGUCGCAUUGUUGGACCCUUCAGACAACAAGCCGACAGAGGUUGAAUGGCGUUAUACUGAGGAAGGGGACAAGGUGAGAGUCUCGAUGCGGACAGGAAGGAUCAUCCCAAUCCCAAAGCUUGCAGAGGAAACAAAAGACUAUAAGACCAAAAAGACUUAUCUUGAGCAAGAGAAGGACACAACUGAAGAUGAUCUUACAAGGAUAACAUAUGAGCCAGUUUUGAAGACAUUUGAAAUGGACAUAGCCAAAAAAAUGGGCAUAGAAGAAGACAGAGUACCAUGGAAAACAUAUUGGUACUAGAUUUAAAAUAUGAUAUGGAUAUGAUAGCAGAAAGAGCUGUACAUGUAAUACUUCAUUUCUGAAGAUUGUAUAAAUGUAAAUGGUAUAUAAUACAGUUAGUCCAAAAGAUA